Molecule: messenger RNA, 2987 nt
Organism: Onychostoma macrolepis
Lineage: Eukaryota; Metazoa; Chordata; Actinopteri; Cypriniformes; Cyprinidae
Gene: miga2
Product: mitoguardin 2
Exons: 16
Coding region: 294-2093 (599 amino acids)
Biological process (GO): mitochondrial fusion
Source: RefSeq, a predicted model, not a curated record
GGUUCCCGCUGAACAAUCUAAAGCUGCUAUAGGCUUUUCCCGCUGUAGCUCAAAAUUCUGCCCCGCCCACCAGGAAAUCAUAAGUUAGUGUGUGCAAUGCGGAUUGAAAAUGUCCUUCCAAACCAGGAGAAAGCAACAAUAAUGAAGAGCUCGGCAACGCUGUGGCUUUGUGGAUGAGUCCUGCUGAUCUGCAGACCGGAGGACAGAACUGAACUCCUGCUCCAGCUGUUCCAGGAUCUGUCUGGAGCCACUCGGAUGUGAAAGCAUCUGCAGGAGGAAGGGGCGGAGCUGAGAUGUCAAUCAGAAGCGCUGAGGGCGUGUCUAUCAUGCAGGCCUUAGCCAUGACCGUGGCUGAGAUACCUGUGUUCCUGUAUUCCACCUUUGGACAGUCUAUAUUCUCUCAGCUGAAGUUGAGCCCUAGUCUGAAGAAGGUGCUGUUCGCCACGGCUCUGGGCAGCGUUGCUCUGGCACUGACCGCGCAUCAGUUAAAGAGACGGGGCAGGAAGAGGAAGCAGACAGUCAAUAAAGAAGCACAGAAACCCGUGGGCAUCCCAGAACAGCUGCUCCGAACCAGCCGGCCAGCCUCGCUCAAGAGAGGUCCGGUUCCAGGGCGUCAGAUGAUGAGUCCCAGCACCCGCAGUAAUGACACUCUCAGCGGCGUCUCGUCUCUCGCACAGAGCAAACACUCGAGCUCUUCACACAGCAUCGCCUCUAUGCGAGUUCCCUCCUCUCCCAACCAAUCAGUGAACACUGGGAUGCCGUGGGAGGCGGAGCCAGUGGCAGAGGAGCUGGGAGUCGGAGAGGAUGCCAAUGCUGAGAACCUCUAUCUCAUGGGGAUGGAGCUGUUUGAGGAAGCCCUGCGCAAGUGGGAACUGGCUUUAAACAUCAGACACAGAGCUCAUUCCUGUGCAUCUGGGUCAGACAGUCCCGCCCCGCAAGGAUCAGAACUCGUGGAGCACCAUUCGCCUGAGCUUCACAAUCAUAAGUUUGCGGAGAAGCUUGAGUCUCUGCUGCACCGAGCCUAUCACCUGCAGGAAGACUUCGGCAGCACCAUACCGCCUGACAGCCUCCUCGCUGACCUGGAGAGUGAAGCAACCCUGAUUCUGCCCACACUAGGGAGUUCCCAUCCCAUCCAAGACGAUGAUGCCAUGACAGUCACUUCAGACGACUCGUUUUUCUCUGCUGCUGAGCUGUUUGAGACGUUCUCUCUAGAGGACACGUAUCAUCCGCUGAAGCCGGCAGCUCUGUAUGAAGAAGCCCUGAGUUUGGUGAAGGAUGGAAGCGUGGCCUGCAGAUCACUGAGAACCGAACUUCUGGAGUGCUACAGCGAUCAGGACUUCCUCGCCAAACUGCAUUGCGUUCGCCAGGCCUUCCAGGUGCUGCUGCUGGAUGAAACACACAGGAUGUUCUUCAUGGAUACAGGGAAGCAGAUGAUAUUGGGACUCCUGGCCAAAGCCAACAAGAGUCCGAAGGCGUUUCUGGAGAGUUAUGAAGACAUGCUGCAGUACACAAAGAGAGAAGAGACGUGGCCCGUCACCAAGAUGGAGCUGGAAGGCCGAGGGGUGGUCUGUAUGAACUUCUUUGACAUUGUGCUGGACUUUAUCCUCAUGGAUGCGUUUGAAGAUCUGGAAAGUCCUCCGACUUCAGUGGUCGCGGUUCUGAGGAACCGAUGGCUCUCGGACAGUUUCAAAGAGACGGCAUUGGCUACAGCCUGUUGGUCUGUGCUAAAAGCCAAAAGGAGAUUGUUAAUGGUUCCCGACGGUUUUAUUGCACAUUUCUAUGCCAUCUCUGAACACGUGAGUCCAAUUUUGGCUUUCGGGUUUCUGGGCCCCCGACAGCACCUCAGUGAGGUGUGCACCGUAUUCAAGCAACAGAUUGUUCAGUAUCUGAAGGACAUGUUUGAUCACGAUAAGGUGCGUUUCACGUCCGUCCCGUCUCUGGCUGAAGACAUCCUCAGUCUGUCCCACAGACGGGCGGAAAUCCUGGUGGGCUACCUGGGCAUUGACAGUCUACCUGAGACCAAUGGAGCUUUACCCAAGAGCUCCUGCCAAGCCAACAGCGGGCAUCCGGACGCCAGCGGACAGCAGGACUGAGGUGCUCGAUACUAAUCUAGACCUGUUCGUUUUGAAAGACACCAGAUACAUGCUCUCAUUAGCUAUUCGUCAUCGUCGACCAAUCAACGUGACUAUAAAGAGCAUUCGUUUAAAAGACAUUGAAAAGAUUGAUUAUUUAGACAGAUAAACCACUACUGACUCAUCUGAGGUCAACCGAGGCCUUUUCUUGAUCUGCUUCUGCAAAUUUAAGACACCUUCAUUUUAAAAACCCCGAUGCUUUGGAAACGCUUUCUUUCUGAAGAACCCAUCAUGACCUAGAGGAACUGAAUAAAAGCGUCUUUUAGCCAAACGUACAGCCUGGUUUUGAGUUGCAGCUGAAAUGCUAGGUUUUGUUUGUUUUAUGGGUCGGCUGCAGAUUUUUGUGUGUGAAUGUGUGUUGUUGAGCAUUUAUGUAUGUGCCAAUGGCCAAGUAAAGUCUUGCACUGACUCUUGGGUAGCGCUAAACACAAUGAAGAGAAAAAGCAAGAUGGAUUUGUGAGCUUUAGUGUAAGUCUCUCAGCACAUUUUGGCAGUUUGAGAGCACUUCGAUGAGAGACUCACACAGGAAGUGCGUCAUUCAAGAGUGAAACAGGAUGUAGUGGUCCGGAUCACAUUAGCUGAGCUCACUUGUGUCCUUCGAGAGCUGCUGCAGCCCUUGUGGUUUGCUUUGUUAGUUGCAUUUGUUCCCACCCUCACAAUGUAUCAGUCACCGUGUUCAUCAGAGCGAUGUUUAAUAGUCUGUUGGUGUGUUUUAUUUUCUGUCAUCAUACUUUGUUCAUGAUGUAUACACCUUGUUUUUCAAUCCUCCUUCAAUAUUCAGGACUAAAAUUGCUGAUUAUCUACUAUUCUAUAAUAUUAAUAUAUAUAUAUAUAUAUAUAUAUAUAUAUAUAUAU